Messenger RNA from Penicillium taxi, 1299 nucleotides. RefSeq names its product Zn(II)2Cys6 transcription factor domain-containing protein. Lineage: Eukaryota; Fungi; Ascomycota; Eurotiomycetes; Eurotiales; Aspergillaceae. The record is from RefSeq and is a predicted model, not a curated record. Bases 1 to 1299 code for a protein of 432 amino acids. The transcript is spliced from 2 exons. Gene Ontology annotation, cellular component: nucleus. Gene Ontology annotation, molecular function: zinc ion binding; transcription cis-regulatory region binding; DNA-binding transcription factor activity, RNA polymerase II-specific. Gene Ontology annotation, biological process: regulation of DNA-templated transcription.
AUGCUUGCCGAGUCCAAUAACAGUCCGUAUGCCGGGGGCGACACCCCAAAACUUCGAACCGCAUGCGAGAACUGUAGACAGUCGAAAGUGAAGUGCAACUUGUCUGGGAAGAACGUCUGCACCAGGUGCUUGCGCCACGGACUGCAGUGUCAGUACGGCUUUGCCAAUCGAUCAGGGAAGCCAAAGGGUAGUAAGAACAAAGCUACACUCAGGAAGUUAGGACAGCUGCAAAAAGAGAAGCCACCAAUGCGCGGGUUUCGAGCUUCUCGGAUUGUGCCUCCUCUACCCGAUCGAGAGUCCAGGGGUGUCGGCGACCCAGGGAAUAUGACUGAUCCAAUGAUGGAUGACGACGUAUGCUUGAUACCAGUGCCGCCUGUAGUUUGGGAGAGCCCACGGAGCUUUCAUAGCACCACAGUGAUGGAGACUCCAAUUUGUCAUUCACAAAUAACGGGAGUUGAUGGCUCCCCUUUCACUGAUUUGGUGGAUCCUUGUCCUUCUCUCCCCAUGGGUUUCGGAUAUCCUCGCACGCCCGUGACGCCGACAUUUCUUCCGUCAGAUUCCUUAGGAGACGGGAGAGCAAGUCCACCGUUCGCUGGCUCUGUAUCUUCGUCGUACACAACCGCACAUUGCGAAUGUGUGGAUAUGCAACUGUUCAACAUGAACCAGAUGAACCACCUGCUUACAGAAUCGAUCCCUCUUCGUUUCGACCACAGCCUCCAAGCCAUCAAAGCAACAUUCUGUGCAGGUCGAAUGUUCCUACAGUGUGGGAAGUGUGCAAAGGAUAGUGCAAAUCUGCUGCUGUUAGUAUCUGUGAUCAACCUCACAUUACAGCUCUUCGAAUACUGGAUAUCACGUGAGACUUCACGCGUUCUCCGGGCAGAACAUGGAGUUGAUAUUCGAUACGGAUAUUACGAGGUGUGCCAGGAAGAGAACUGGCAAAUCCGCAUUUUUCUUCUGCGAGGGCUACUGCUUCAAUCUCGAGAGAUCUUAUCUAUGUUGACUACGUCUGUCAACAGUGUGUUUUUCGAUAUUGCAAAGCUUGUGGAUGAAGAAGGCUCUAUUAAGCCUUCUUCGCCACUUAAGCAGCCACAUUUACAAUACUGGGACCUUUUGGAUCAUCACAUCGGCGCGACAAUACCCAGUUUGGAUACAGAGUCGCUAAGCGCUAAUCCCGGGAGUAACUGUCUUCUGUCAAUCAUUGCCGGCUACGAAGUUACUGUAGACGCAUUUCUGCAGUCUGUUUCAUCGAAUGAAUGCAUCUGUGGAUCCAAAUAUGUCAAACAGGAGUCAUCUUUGUGA